CAGCAUUCCGACUCAUCGGCCCUCGUAUCACUGGCUAUCUUUACUCCUAUCUUCUCCGUUCUUCUAUUUAAUUCUUAAAUUCCUAAUUUAGAGGGUAUCGCGGGGUUAGAAAAAAGCUCUUUAUGAAGUAUUUUCGAGCUUGUUGCAAUUCCAUCCGACUUCUACGACACCUAGCUUCCUCCCCCUCAGGUACUACACUCUCCACACUUACUCCAUCUGCCCGAAGGAACCCGUUUUCCUGUACAGUCCAACCGGCAAUCACGAAACGCACGAUGGCAACGGCCAUGGCAAAGCGCCUCGAGGGCAAGACGAUCGUCGUCACCGGCGCGUCAUCCGGCAUCGGUCGCAGCACCGCCAAGGAGUUCGCUCGCACGGCGCCUAAGAACCUGAAGCUUAUCCUGACAGCCAGACGAAUUGACUCUCUGAACCAGCUCGCGCAGGAGAUCAAGGAGGAAGUUGGUGACGGCGUGAAGACAUUGGCCGUGAAACUAGACGUCAGCAACCCGGCCGAGGUUCAGAACUUCGUACCCUCUCUGCCCGCGGAGUUCCAGGAAAUCGACGUCCUGGUCAACAAUGCCGGGCUUGUCAAGGGUGUUGCCAAGGCUCCUGAGAUCGCCCCGGAGGAUAUCGAUAUCAUGUUCUCCACUAAUGUCACCGGGUUGAUCAACAUGACUCAGGCGAUCCUUCCGAUUUUCAAGAAGCGGGGUGAUGGCGGUCGUGGAGACAUCAUCAACAUUGGAAGUAUCGCUGGUCGUGAAGCUUAUCCGGGUGGCAGCAUCUAUUGCGCGACCAAAGCGGCUGUCAAGUCGUUUACCGAGGCUUUACGAAAGGAGCUCAUCGCUUCGAGAAUAAGGAUCAUCGAGAUUGAUCCUGGUCAGGUUGAGACUGAAUUCUCCGUUGUCCGAUUCUACGGAGAUAAGGAGAAGGCUGAUGCCGUAUAUGCAAACUGCGAGCCACUUACCCCGGAUGAUAUCGCGGAAGUUAUUGUAUUUGCCGCUGGCCGGCGUGAGAAUGUCGUGAUUGCUGACACUCUAAUCUUCCCCAGCCACCAGGCAUCACCCGGUCAUGUGCAUAAGAAUUCGACAUGAGUUUUAGACGUUAGUGCUGUGAACCUAUAUAUAUUGGACAUAGAAGACAGAUACUGCAGGAUUGCAAUCCCUAUGAAUCAAGGCCAUCAAACAACUACACAAGAAGGAUUUUAAAAAUCACCAAUGUAUGUAAGCCUAAAA
Messenger RNA from Aspergillus pseudonomiae, 1229 nucleotides. Its product is annotated as oxidoreductase, short chain dehydrogenase/reductase family. NCBI's taxonomy places the organism in Eukaryota, Fungi, Ascomycota, Eurotiomycetes, Eurotiales, Aspergillaceae. Gene Ontology annotation, cellular component: cytosol. Gene Ontology annotation, molecular function: oxidoreductase activity. The coding region runs from base 123 to 1088 and encodes 321 amino acids. The transcript has 5 exons. The record is from RefSeq and is a predicted model, not a curated record.